GCUUACCAUGAUCUAUUGUACCGUCAUGCUCAACAUAGCCCGUCAAAAUCUUUCGAAAUGGCAUCAAUCGACAUCAUUGUUUACAAAGGCUCUCCUUCAGGACAUGUUCGAGAGUCGAGAAGGGAAAAUCGUCCGCUCUUGGGCAAGGAAGUGCUCGUGCAGAUUACACAUUCAGGUGUCUGUGGGACUGACGAGCAUUAUAAGUCACAGGACAUGGUGCUUGGUCAUGAGGGGAUCGGAAUUGCAAUUAAUAUUGGACCAGAGGUGAAGAGCAUACGGAGUGGGGACCGAAUCGGGUGGGGUUAUUGUCACGGCAGCUGUGGCAUAUGCUGGGCAUGUUGCAGUGGACAGAACCUCUAUUGCGAUGAAAGGCAGCUGUAUGGUUUUACUAAUUUGGAUCAAGGCUCGUUCGCUUCUCAUGCGAUCUGGAAUGAGCAAUCUUUAUUUCAGAUCCCUGAAACAAUCGAGUCAGCGCACGCGGCGCCCCUCAUGUGUGCUGGAGCUGCGGUCUACUCGGCUAUCCAGCGCGCAAGCGUUCGUUCGACUGACCGGGUGGGAAUCCUUGGUAUAGGAGGUCUGGGCCACCUAGCGAUUCAGUUUGCUGCAAAGAUGGGCUGCAAUGUUGUCGUGUUUUCGAAUUCUCCUGACAAGCGGAAUGAGGCAUUAUCUUACGGAGCGCACGAAUUUUAUGAUAUUAACAGCCUGGCUAAAAUGAGGACCGAGGGAACUGUCCAAUGUUUGCUUGUUACAGCGGCUAAGCAGCCGGAUUGGGCGAACGUUAUACCGUGGAUUCGACGGGGCGGUACCAUCAGUGCAAUGACGGUUGACCCCAGCGAGCUGAAGCUCCCCUACAUGGACUUGGUUAUGAAUGCCAUCCAAAUCCAAGGCAGUCUACCGGCGCCAUACCAAAUGCACCGGGAGAUGUUGGCAUUCGCGGCUCUUCACAGCAUCCGACCUACCAUAGAGCUGUUCCCUCUGAAUGGGGAAGGAGUCACAGCAGCUAUGGAAAAGCUUCGGCAGGGCCGAGUAAGAUAUCGUGCUGUACUCGAGCGAACAUAGAAAGACAUAGCUAUAGUGGUUGGGUUAAGGGGAGAGGACGAAGACAUGCGUUUAGUUUUAGUACCUAUGCUUUGGGAAAUCGUGAGUUGUUGGAAUAUGUAACGGGAGCAUGAAAAAAUUGAGACUUUUUUAAAAC
Molecule: messenger RNA, 1195 nt
Organism: Ilyonectria robusta
Lineage: Eukaryota; Fungi; Ascomycota; Sordariomycetes; Hypocreales; Nectriaceae
Product: alcohol dehydrogenase zinc-binding domain protein
Exons: 2
Coding region: 58-1059 (333 amino acids)
Molecular function (GO): zinc ion binding; oxidoreductase activity, acting on the CH-OH group of donors, NAD or NADP as acceptor
Source: RefSeq, a predicted model, not a curated record